AUGCCUACUCAAGAAGAAUUUAAAUUAGAUGGAUUGAUUGCUCGCAGAGAAAAUAUUUUUAGUAGAACCCAACGCUGUUACGAUGUGGCAAAAGACGUUGAAAGAAAUCCUAAUUCCAGUAGCAAAUUAGAAGCCUUUUCUAUUCGUUAUGAUACUUUUUCCAAUGUUGUGCAGGAAUUUCACUCAGUUGUAGAGGAAAUCGUGAUAUUAAAACAAAAACUUAAACAGGAUGAGGCUCCGAAUUAUGACUUGCUAAACACCUUUGACGAUCUUUAUAGUACGAUUGAGUAUUUAGCAGCUAAAUGUUUAUCCUCUUCGACUCCCGAUCCCCCAGAAAGUACUGAUCCAGACAGAAGACUUCGUAUGCCAAAGCUUGAACUUGUAAAAUUUUCGGGCAAUGACCUAUCAGUUUGGCCUUUAUUCUAUGAAAAUUUUAAAUAUUUGGUUCACCGUAAAACUGAAUUUGCAAAGGUUAAAAAAUUACAGUAUUUAUUGGGAAGUCUUACUGGAAAAGCUUUAGUAACGUGUAAUGCGUUUGAAGCUACCCCUAAUAAUUAUGAUUCAAUUUGGAAAUUAUUAGAGGAUACCUAUAAUGACAAAAAAUAUUUAGCCGGUUUGUAUUUAGAUCGAAUUCUAAAUUUUCGUUCUUCGCCCAGUAGAUAA
Messenger RNA from Psylliodes chrysocephalus, 663 nucleotides. Lineage: Eukaryota; Metazoa; Arthropoda; Insecta; Coleoptera; Chrysomelidae. The record is from the annotation of a GenBank genome assembly.